AAAGAACACACACUGCGCACGCAAACUUCCCCCAACUCACCGCUGCCGUCCGGACUCCCGAGUCCCGACCGUGAUGGCGGGCUCAGGAGGAGGAGGUGCCCCCGCCGCUGCCGCUGCGCUCGCCGUGACCCUCCUCCUCGUCUGCCCCCUCUCCGGCGCGAUCCAAGGCUCCUCCACCUCUCACGCCCUCUGCCGCGCCGGCGCCAACGCCGGCGGGCUCUGCGAGCAGCUGCUCCUGCCGCUGGGCUACCCGUGCACCGAGCACAUCGUUGAAACAGGUGAUGGCUUUCUUUUGUCUCUUCAGCAUGUUCCACAUGGCAAAAAUGGACUUGCAGACAAUACUGGACCUCCAGUUUUUCUUCAACAUGGUCUUUUUCAGGGAGGAGACACAUGGUUCAUAAAUUCUGCUGAACAGUCACUUGGAUAUAUCCUUGCUGAUAAUGGCUUUGACGUUUGGAUUGGGAAUGUCCGUGGAACACGUUGGAGUAAAGGCCAUUCAACUUUGUCUGUUCAUGAUAAGCUUUUCUGGGAUUGGAGCUGGCAAGAGCUUGCUGAAUAUGACCUUAUGGCCAUGUUAAGCUAUGUAUAUACAGUUACACAGUCCAAAAUUAUUUAUUUGGGGCAUUCACAGGGAACUAUUAUGGGUUUAGCUGCAUUCACAAUGCCUGAAAUUGCAAAGAUGAUUAGUUCUGCUGCACUUCUUUGUCCAAUUUCUUACCUUGAUCAUGUUAGUGCAACUUUUGUUCUCAGAGCAGUCGGCAUCCAUCUUGACCAGAUGCUUCUUACUAUGGGCAUCCAUCAGCUGAACUUUCGGAGUGAUUUGGGGGUUCAAAUAUUAGAUUCUCUGUGUGAUGAUGGACAUCUGGACUGCAAUAAUAUGCUGUCUUCGAUAACAGGGGAAAAUUGUUGCUUCAAUGCAUCACGGAUUGACUAUUACUUGGAGUAUGAACCUCAUCCAUCAUCAACUAAAAACUUGCAUCAUCUUUUUCAGAUGAUCAGGAAAGGCACUUUCGCGAGGUAUGACUAUGGAUUGUGGGGAAACCUGAGGCGCUACGGCCGGUUGCAGCCUCCUCCGUUUGACCUAAGAAGCAUUCCGGAAUCACUGCCAAUGUGGAUGGCAUACGGAGGUCUUGAUGCAUUGGCUGAUGUAACGGAUGUUCAUCGUACCAUCAAAGAACUGAGAUCUAUGCCAGAAACGUUGUACAUUGGUGAAUAUGGCCACAUUGAUUUUGUUAUGAGCGUCAAGGCGAAAGAUGAUGUUUAUGUCGACUUGAUGAGGUUUCUUAGGGCAAAUGGAUGGCACAGCAGCUACUAGCACAUCCUUGUGUGUGCUCACGCAAUAUCUGUACAGUAAUGUUUCAUUCUUCUGUGUCAUCUGGUUUACGAGAAUGACAGUACCAUUAUAUAAGCAUUGUACAUCUCAAAAGAAAAACGAAUCCAUUAUGAAAUUGUAUAUAAGCUUGUUGAGGUGUGCUGCGUAUUCAGUCACUUGUCUGACCAUUCGUUUGUGAUACUACAAAAAAGUUUGUACUC
Molecule: messenger RNA, 1533 nt
Organism: Brachypodium distachyon (stiff brome)
Lineage: Eukaryota; Viridiplantae; Streptophyta; Magnoliopsida; Poales; Poaceae
Product: triacylglycerol lipase 1
Exons: 9
Coding region: 74-1315 (413 amino acids)
Biological process (GO): lipid metabolic process
Molecular function (GO): hydrolase activity, acting on ester bonds
Source: RefSeq, a predicted model, not a curated record